Messenger RNA from Populus nigra (black poplar), 2092 nucleotides. RefSeq names its product common plant regulatory factor 1-like. Gene Ontology annotation, cellular component: nucleus. Lineage: Eukaryota; Viridiplantae; Streptophyta; Magnoliopsida; Malpighiales; Salicaceae. Gene Ontology annotation, biological process: regulation of DNA-templated transcription. The record is from RefSeq and is a predicted model, not a curated record. The transcript has 13 exons. Bases 480 to 1694 code for a protein of 404 amino acids. Gene Ontology annotation, molecular function: DNA-binding transcription factor activity; sequence-specific DNA binding.
UUUUUUUUUUUUGAUUUACGUAGGCUGUCCGGUCAGUUUGCGCGCAUCACGACUAUUUCUCAUGGUUCACUGAACAUCCUGCAAGUCCAGGGGUAGAUUAGACACCGCGAAGGUAACAGGCGUGCACAUAAAAGGUCGAACCGGGACAGAAACGCAUCUUUAAUCAUAUUUAUGGUGUGGUUAGCUGUUGAUAGUUAAUGUUAAUGAUAUAUCCUGUGUAUCGAAUGAACAGAAGCCAUAAAUUUAAUUAUUUCGCGUUCCCUUGUCUGAAAAGAGCUGAGGAAGCCCGAUCUUUUACUGUAUCGUACGUGAAGAAAAAAUAGCCUUGUGAAAAUCGGUGGUAUCUUCCCUACACUAAACUGUUUUGCUUUGGGAUAGAUGGUUUGUGACUUCUUUAACAGACCUUACUUUACAAGCUGUGAGAGAGUUAAAACAGUUUUUUCAUAUCAAUUCUUAAUUAAAACAAAAGGGUUUUUUUCAUGUGUUUUACCAUGGGAAACAUUGAAGAGGGAAAGUCUUCCACUUCUGAUAAAUCUUCACCUGCACCACCGGAUCAGACCAAUAUUCAUGUGUAUCCUGAUGGGGCAGCUAUGCAGGCAUAUUAUGGCCCCCGAGUGGCUCUCCCACCAUAUUACAACUCGGCCGUGGCUUCUGGUCAUGCCCCUCAUCCUUAUAUGUGGGGCCUGCCACAGCCUAUGAUGCCACCUUAUGGGGCACCUUAUGCGACAGUCUACUCACAUGGAGUGUAUGCACAUCCGGCUGUUCCAAUUGUAUCCCAUCCUCAUGGUCCUGGGAUUGUGUCAUCUCCUGCAGCUGGAACCCUUUUGAGUGCAGAAACACCUACAAAAUCUUCAGGAAAUACUGAUCGAGGUUUAGUGAAUAAGUUGAAAGGAUUUGAUGGGCUUGCAAUGUCAAUAGGCAAUGGUAAUGCUGAGACUGUUGAGGGUGGGGGUAGGCUGUCUCAAAGUGUGGAGACAGAAGUUUCCAGUGAUGGAAUUGAUGGGAAUACAACUAGGGGAAAGAAAAGGAGCCGUGAGGGAACACCAACUGUUGCAACAGGUGGAGAUACAAAAAUGGAGUCACAUUCCAGUCCCCUUCCUAGAGAGGUGAAUGCAUCCACUGACAAUGUAUUGAGGGCAGCUGCUGCUCCUGGCAUGACCACAGCAUUGGAGCUUAGGAACCCUCCUAGUGUGAAUGCUGCUAAGACAAGUCCUACUACGAUUCCUCAAUCCAGUGUAGUCCUGCCCUCUGAAGCCUGGUUACAGAAUGAGCUGGAGCUGAAACGGGAGAAGAGGAAACAAUCAAAUCGAGAAUCUGCCAGAAGGUCAAGAUUAAGGAAGCAGUCUGAGGCUGAAGAACUUGCACACAAAGUUGAAGUACUGACCACAGAAAACAUGGCACUCCAAUCUGAAAUAAGUCAAUUUACAGAGAAAUCAGAGAAACUAAGGCUUGAAAAUGCUGCAUUAACGCAGGAGAAACUCAAGAAUGGACAAUUAGGACAUGCGCAAGAAAUGAUUUUAAACAUUGAUGAGCACAGGGCCCCAGCUGUUAGUACAGAAAACUUGCUAUCAAGAGUUAACAAUUCUGCCUUUGAAGAAGAGAGUGAUCUGUAUGAACGAAACUCAAAUUCUGGUGCCAAGCUGCAUCAACUCCUGGAUGCAAGCCCCAGGGCCGAUGCUGUGGCUGCUGGUUGAUGACACUAGUUCACUCCCAGUCCCUUGUUAUCUUGAAUUUCACGGCAACCGUGUAAUUUUGGCCUAAUUACAAGCCCAUAAAUACGGCUAACAGUUAGCAGUUGAUAGAAUGGCUAGAUAGGAUUGGCGUCUAUACUUGAGACUCGUGAUUUUGACAUGUUAAGUUAGCUUUCUCAAGGCAGAACUGAUACGUUUUAUCAAAUUCAGAGUGCUGGGAUGGCCACUCAAAGGUAAUGUACAUCGAAGAAAAUCAGGAACUAAGUGUAGGGAAGGUUUGGAAAAUAAUUUAUGAGUAUUCUGGAGUGUGCAAUUUUAACAAACAGUGACGUGGACACUGUUCGAUAUAUGUAUGGGAAGAUUGUGCUGCUUUAUAAGACGCUCGCUCUUGUUAUUAAGUA